AUUUUCCCAGCUGUUUUUUUGUCGACUUCAUGAUGUCGUGUAUGGCAACUUCCGAACAACUACCAAAUUAGACCCUCAGAAAAACAACUCCAUUUCCCAUGGUAUUUUCAAAGCAUCCCUUUAGACAAACACAAAACUUUCGAAAUGUUUUCUUGACCUAUGGCACCGGUUUCUUUGAGAAUAAAAAGAUGCUCAUCUUCUGUCUCCCCCUUGCCCAUUGCUAAGUCAAAUUAAAAAAAAAAAAAAAACCUUCUACCUCUUAUCUCUCUAGUCUUUGGUCCUAUUUACAUGGAAUGACACAAUGGAAUAUACAUGAUUUAUUCCAAUGUCCCAUUUCUUCGAUAAAAACUCAGCUGUGAUCAUCUUCUCUUUCCUGACCUAAAAUUUUGUACUUCUUGCAAUAUUUCUCUCCUUCAUUUCUCUCUUGCAUUGAUGGAAGACAAGGAAGAGGAGGAACUUUUGAAUCUUAGCCUAGCAAUUGUUACAGACUCCAGUGGUGGUGACAUGAGAAGGAAGAGAAAGAGAUCAAGGGCAGAUCACGUUUUCAAUCCUUUGAUGAAUGGUUACGAGGGUUGUAGUGAAGCGAAGAUAUAUCGGCUACUCCAAAUGAGGGAACAGAUGAUAAAACUAGACCAUAAGAAGAAAGCAGCUGUUGAAGAAACUGGCAAAGGGCUUCAUUUGAUUCACUUGCUUCUCAUAACUGCCACAGCAGCUGAUGAGAACAAUGUAGGCUCAGCGUUGGAGAAUCUGACAGAAUUAUAUCAAAGUGUCUCCUUCACCGGUGACUCGGUGCAAAGGGUUGUUGCUUAUUUUGCUGAUGGAUUGGCCGCAAGGCUCCUCACCAAGAAAUCUCCCUUCUACGACAUGAUCAUGAAGGAACCAACAAGUGAAGAAGAGUUCUUGGCAUUCACAGAUCUCUACAGGGUGUCUCCUUAUUACCAGCUCGCUCAUUUCACUGCAAACCAGGCUAUCCUUGAGGCCUAUGAGAAGGAAGAAGAUAAUAACAACCGUGCAUUGCACGUUAUUGAUUUUGACGUCUCAUAUGGCUUUCAAUGGCCUUCUCUGAUACAAUCUCUCUCCGAAAAGGCCAGCAGUGGCAACCGAAUUUCACUGCGAGUAACUGGAUUCGGAAAAAGUGUGGAAGAGUUGCAAGAAACUGAGAGUAGAUUAGUCAGCUUUGCGAAAGGGUUUCGCAAUCUUGUCUUUGAGUUUCAAGGGUUGUUAAGGGGGUCUAAGCUCAUCAACCUAAGGAAAAAGAAAAAUGAAACAGUUGCUGUGAAUUUAGUAUUUCAUUUGAAUACUUUGAAUGAUUCUUUGAAGAUAUCUGACACAUUAAAAUCAAUACGGUCACUUAACCCCUCCAUUGUUGUCUUGGCGGAGCAAGAAGGUAGCAGAAGCCCAAGAAGCUUUCUAUCAAGAUUCAUGGAGUCCUUACACUAUUUUGCAGCCAUGUUUGAUUCUUUAGAUGAUUUUCUUCCUCUAGAAAGCUCAGAGAGAUUAAGCAUCGAAAAGAAUCAUCUUGGUAAAGAGAUCAAAAGCAUGCUCAACUAUGACAAAGAUGAAGCAAACUGUCCAAGAUAUGACAAGAUGGAAAAAUGGAAAGGAAGGAUGGAGGGUCAUGGAUUUGCAGGCAUGAAACUUAGCUCCAAGUCCUUGAUACAAGCCAAGCUUCUUUUGAAAAUUAGAACCCAUUAUUGUCCUCUUCAAUUUGAUGGAGAGAGUGGUGGAGGGUUCAAGGUUUUUGAAAGAGAUGAUGGGAAAGCUAUUUCUCUAGUAUGGCAAGAUAGGUGUUUAAUCACUGCCUCUGCAUGGCAUUGUGUUUGAUAGUUGCUAUAUUAUUGCAAUUUUCAGCUAACACAUUCAUGAUUUUUGUAAGUUCAAUCAAAUAAUAGAGCAUUUACCAUGAUCAUGCAUGUUUUUUUGUGCUUAUUACAUCAAAAUUAAUCUUCAUCCUGCU
Messenger RNA from Populus euphratica (Euphrates poplar), 1957 nucleotides. Its product is annotated as scarecrow-like protein 21. The transcript has a single exon. NCBI's taxonomy places the organism in Eukaryota, Viridiplantae, Streptophyta, Magnoliopsida, Malpighiales, Salicaceae. The record is from RefSeq and is a predicted model, not a curated record. Bases 433 to 1824 code for a protein of 463 amino acids.